Messenger RNA from Candida albicans SC5314, 489 nucleotides. RefSeq lists its product as uncharacterized. The transcript has a single exon. The record is from RefSeq and is a predicted model, not a curated record. The coding region runs from base 1 to 489 and encodes 162 amino acids. Gene Ontology annotation, cellular component: nucleus. NCBI's taxonomy places the organism in Eukaryota, Fungi, Ascomycota, Pichiomycetes, Serinales, Debaryomycetaceae.
AUGAUAAAACAACUAUUGAUAUCACCAAGUUGUAAGAUACUACCAACAAAUAGAUUUAUAUAUAAUUGGUAUUCAUGUUAUUCUACAAAUAAACCUCGAAAAUCAAUAGAAAGUAAUCAAAAGAAAUCAACCACCACCACCACCUUCACACCAACACCCACAUCCACUUCCACUUCUUCAUCACAGUCUCAAUCUCCUACUACUGAUCAAAUAUUAUUUGAACAAUUUCAAAAAUCGGUUAUUAAAAAUGAUAUAAAACAUAAUCCCAAUAAUCAACCAUUUUGGAUGAAACGAAAUCGAACCAUUAAAUCAAAGCAUAGUCAUUGGAAUCCAACUAAAAAAUUAUCACGACUGGAAAUGAAUAAAUUACGAGAAUUGAAACAAUAUUUCCCACAUUUUACAACUGCAGAUUUAGGGAAAAUUUUCCAUAUUUCUCCAGAAUCAGUACGAAGAAUUUUGAAAAGUAAAUAUAUCCCUGAUGAUGAUUGA